Molecule: messenger RNA, 1492 nt
Organism: Sinocyclocheilus anshuiensis
Lineage: Eukaryota; Metazoa; Chordata; Actinopteri; Cypriniformes; Cyprinidae
Product: 2',5'-phosphodiesterase 12-like
Exons: 6
Coding region: 1-1119 (372 amino acids)
Biological process (GO): nuclear-transcribed mRNA catabolic process, deadenylation-dependent decay
Cellular component (GO): mitochondrion
Molecular function (GO): 3'-5'-RNA exonuclease activity
Source: RefSeq, a predicted model, not a curated record
AUGAGAUGCUCCUUCGACAAAUACCUGGCCAUUGCGAGGCUUCAAACGGGAUGUUCUCAGAGGGAAGUUGCCACUGAGCUUAAAGUGUCAUCAGCAGGUUGCGACAGAGACACAGAGAAACUGGAAGAGUCACAGAAAGGCAUAGAAGCGGACAUCCUUUGGCCACAUGCUGAUGACUGCUUCAUUGUGAACAGUGCCCUGUGGAGCCGGAUUAUGAAUGCCACUCAACUCCAGGCACGUUUAAGGGAACACAGGCCUGAUUUCAUCUUCAUGGACGACAGUGCCCCAGCUCAUCGAGGUCGCAUUAUCAGGGAACGGCUACUGGAGGCUGGGCGGGUGGAUAAAGGCGCUUUUGUCGAUAGUUUAUCUCCUGCGUUGGAUGCGUUUGGGUUGGACGGGGUUUUCAGGGUCAAGGAAAGGCAGCACGAAGGUCUGGCCACGUAUUUUAGGAGGUCUAAGCUGAAGUUGCUCCAGCAGUAUGAUGUGAUGCUGAGCGAGGCUCUGAUGACUGAUCCUCUUCAUCGGGAGCUGCUGGAGAAGGUGUGCAGCAAGCCCAGCUUGAAGGAGAAGAUCGAAAGCAGGUCAACGAUGCUGCAGGUGACCGUCUUGCAGUCGUUAUGGGACCCGUCAAGGAUAUUAUGUGUGGGAAACACACACCUGUACUGGCACCCUAAAGGGGGAAACGUUCGACUGGUUCAGAUUGCAGUGGCCCUCAAACACAUGAAGCAGAUAGUGACGGAGAAGCAUCCCGGAGCCGGACUCAUAUUCUCGGGUGAUUUCAACAGCACGCCCUCCUCCGGUCUCUUUCAGCUCGUCUGUGAGGGAUCCGUCUCGGAGAAUCAUGAUGACUGGGCCUCUAAUGGACCAGAAGAGCAGAUCCAGGUGGGACUGAUGAACCCGUUCCAGCUGGCUAGUGCUUGUGGGGUCCCAGCUUUCACCAACUACGUCGGAGGCUUCCAGGGCUGUCUGGACUAUAUUUUUGUGGAGCCGCAUGUGCUGCAGGUGGAGCAGGUGAUUCCUCUGCCCAGCCUUCAGGAGGUCACGACCUGCGUGGCCCUGCCGAGCGUCUCGCACCCAUCAGAUCACAUCGCGCUGGUGUGUGACCUCAAGUGGAAGUGAAACAAUCACAAACAGUUCGUAUUUCAUCAAAAGCAAUUUUAGCUUUUUAAUGAUCAGAUUUGAGCAUUGUGCUUAUAUUUAUCACAUAGCUUCAUUCUCAUUUGUACAAAUUAAAAUGUAUGAGGAUGAGUUAUUGUGUGAUAUUUAUCAAAUGCCAGAAUUGACACCUACUUGGAAAUAUUGAAUGAUGUAUUUACAAUAUGCAACUGUUUAAAUUCUUUGCAUUUAAAUUCAUUCAGCAUUUUGUGAUGUUGCUUUAACUCUGCUUUUCAAACCAGAAGAGUGAAUGGAAAUAACCGGUUUCCCCUUUAAGGAAUAGUUCAUCCAAGAUGUAGAUGAGUUUGUUUCUUCAUUAAGAUUUGGAGAAAUGUAG